Molecule: messenger RNA, 4470 nt
Organism: Dromiciops gliroides (monito del monte)
Lineage: Eukaryota; Metazoa; Chordata; Mammalia; Microbiotheria; Microbiotheriidae
Gene: SUSD5
Product: sushi domain containing 5
Exons: 5
Coding region: 470-2359 (629 amino acids)
Biological process (GO): cell adhesion; Notch signaling pathway
Molecular function (GO): hyaluronic acid binding
Source: RefSeq, a predicted model, not a curated record
GCUCAGGGCUGAGUCCAGAGCUCUGCAGUGUGACUGGGCGAUGUGACUUUUCACACCAGCCCUCCAGGUGCACACCAGCCCCCCAGCAAGGCAAGGACUGGAUAAAGGCGCCUCCCCAACCCCGCAGAUCGGCCUCAGAUCCCCCCACCUUACCCGGGUCUUUGCCACACCUCGGCCUCCCUCUCCUCUGGCUUCCCCGGGGACGCCAAGGAAUCUACCCUCUUCCUUCUAUCUUACCGCCCCCCACCCCAACCCCGUCCUUCUCCCGCGUUUUACCAUCCCUCCCUCCUAAUCUCCCCGAUCCCAUCCUGGGAAGAGAACGCUUGGUGGACUCUUCAAUUGCAGCCCCGGCGUGGUGGUAGUGGGGGAUUUCUCCCGCACGCGCCUUCCGUGCGCCCCCCCACCUACAGCAGCACCCUCCCCCCCCCCUCCACCAGUGUCCUCCCAGAGCCUCCCAGUGGCCAGAACCAUGGCGGCUGGAGGCAGCCAAGGGUCCCAGGCGUCCACCUUCGUCCGGUGCCUCGGCGGCGCCCUGCUGCUACUGCUGAGCCUCCGGUGCCUGUCGGUGAGGGCUGACGGGAAACUCUUUGCUUUGGAAUCUUGGAAUGGCUCUCAGGGCCUGGAUCUGGCUGUGGCUCGGGCUUCCUGUGCGGCCUCUGGUGCUCACCUGGCCACGGCAGCAGAGCUGCGUCGGGCAGUGCUGGAAUGUUCCUUUGCCACGUGCACCACGGGCUGGCUGGCAGAUGGCACUGUCGGGACGACGGUGUGCGGCAAGAUGAGUGGGGAGCAGCAGAGUAUGAAAGCCGUGGAUGUGAAAAUUGAAAGUGAGCUGAUUCCCGGCAGCAAAUACGAUGCCCUUUGUGUCAAAGAUGAAGAUAAACCAUGUGGGGAUCCCCCUUCUUUCCCUCACACGAUCCUACAUGGCCACACUGGAUUUGAGAUGGGAGAUGAGCUGCUGUAUGUCUGUGCCCAGGGCUACAUCAUGGGUCACAAAGAGACUGCCUUCACCUUGCUUUGUGACAGCUGUGGGGAGUGGUAUGGACUGGUACAGGCCUGUGUGAAAGAUGAAGCUGAGACACAUAUUGACUAUGAAGAGAAUUUCCCUGAUGACAGAUCAGUGCCGAUGACAGAUCACAAGAAGGAUCAGAGCAAGGAGGAAGAGAAGGAGACCGGGGACCAGGAAGUAGCCUCUGACAAACUCAAACAGAGUUAUUCCAUCUCUGUUUCUCUAGAGAGAGAAAGCGUGGCUGGAAACAAAGACAUUGAGAUGAGGGGCCUACCGGGAGGAGAAGGCAGAUACCCCACAGAAUCUCCGGUCUCCUCGCUGAGCCAGAAACAUUUAUUUUGGUUUCCAGCUGAGGCUUUUCAAGAGCCAGAGUCAGAGAAGGAGAUGCUAGAGGAGGAUGUGCAGGGGCAUUUUUCUGAUGGAGAUAACCAUAUUGGAGUAAAAUCAAGACUCCACGAGUCAGGUGCCAAAAUGAUCUAUGACAGUGCUGACUUCCCCAUUGGACCAACCCUAGGCAAGAAUGACACCAAAGCUGGGGAGCACCUUGUGAGCAGCAGUGAUGAGUCCUGGCUAGAUGGCUAUCCUGUAACUGAUGGGACGAGGGGGGAAGAAGAAGAUGAUGAAGGGGACAAGGGGGAUGGGUCAGUGGGUCUGGAUGAAAGUAUUCUGGUUAUGACGGACCAGCCUAACCAUGUAGAAGUGAAAAAGUCCAGCAGCACCAUGUUCACUAUAAGUGAAGAUAUAACCCGGUUGACUGUCACUCUGAUGAGAACGUUGGACUAUGGACCAGUGACCUUCACACCUACUACUGCUCCUGAGAAUGUGAGUCCCAGCAAAGGAGUGAGUGACAUGGUCACAUAUCAGUCCACUGUGCCGUGGGGAUUUGCAACAGAUGAAUCUCCAAUGUCUACCUUACUCUAUGACCUGACCAACUCGACCCCAGGGACGAUGACGAUAGCAGAUCCCCAGCCCCUUGACCACAUCCCAUCACCCAGAGAUGUUGAGAGAGAUGCCACCACUCUUCCUCCUGCCCAGACCACCAUGCUCAGCACCCGUAGUAGCUUCCCAGACUCGCCCUCUGAGAGAUUCAUGGAACAGGAGCUUCCCACCUCAGGCAUAAAAGAAGAGCCUCUUCCAACCACCGAGUCCUGUGUAGGGGAGGAUUGCUCAAGCAUCAGCAAAGGCCCCGUGAUUGCUGUCAUAGUCAUUGUCCUGUGUUUGUUGCUGCUGCUGGUGGUCAUCAGCGCUGUGUGGUGCUACAGAAGACGACAGCAGAAGAGCUCUGUGUAUAAGCUGAACGGCAAAGGUCAGAUGCGUCACUAUCACCAGCAGAUUGAGAUGCAGAAGGUCUAACUGCCACCAAUGCAUGUGGUCCUUCAGAAGCUGGUGGAAAGCACCAUCACACUCACCUAGCGAUCUGGGACAAUUCUGUAGGGUGUGAUAUGGGUGGGGACUCACCCAGAAGAAGACUGUCUCCUUUUCUGAACACCUAACCAAACUGACACUUUGAUGUUCAUUUUAAAGCCCCUAGAGGGACUUCACAGUGAAAUAGCAGAACUUAAGAGGUUCUCUCUUCUACUUCUCUAUUGCCUUCAGCAUAUGCAAAGGAGAAAGCAAACCCUGGCUGGCAAUGCUGUUAUCUUUCCCAUGACCUCCCUCACUAAGCAAAGGCCUCUGUGUUUUCCCCUCUUUCCCAACCUGAAGGAAAAUAUCCCUUUGAGUGGAUCAUGCUGUCUUCCUUUGAAAAGAAAAGAUAAAAGCAAUUGGCCCCAUGCUUCAAAUGGAUGAGAUUAAUGACAUCAAUGAGCCGGAAUUUUGAAGCCUGUGUUAUCUAGGAUCUGGAUGUUUUAUUACCAAACAUGGGACUGGGAAGAUUUAUCAUGUUGUUGCCUUAUUAUUUUGUGAUGUUGCCCAGGGUGAAGAAAUUAGCUUGAUUUGGAGCCUUUGGCUUUGGGAUGGUAUAUCAAAAAUGGCAGACUUUGGGUGGGUGUGAACUUGCAGGAGAGUGCCUUUCCUGCCUUUGGGACAAAGGCUCUAUUGACUCUAUUCUUUACUGAGUAAUGUCAACUCCAAACCAAUCAGCUCAGCCUCUUUCCCAGAGCAGUGACCUGGUUGUCCUUGGACAUGAGUGCCUGGUGCCAUCUCCAUCUAUUUGAAAAGGAUGGUAGAUACCAGUCAUUGGCACUCAUUGCCACAGCGACACUCCCUCUGAAUCUGGGAGAGAGACAUGAAAAUGGGCUUGGGAAAUGUUUUGUGGGAAAGAAGUAGGGUAACCAGUGUAGCUACUUCCUUGAUAGCAGAGAGGAUGAAGAUUUUGAAAUGAGCACAAUUGGGAGCUCCACCCAAGCAGGUAGUUUGGUCUGGCUUUGGUCCAGCCCGUUCUGGAACACUGGACUGGACUGGAUCUUUUGGGAAACUGAAAGUUACUGGAAAAGAAAUGAAUUUAAAUGUAGACUUGGGGGGAGAUCAGAUGAUGAAGCAGAUGCACAUAUAAGACAUUUUCUCCUCUCGUUCUAAAACCUGCUUGUUUUGUUUCACAAGAAACCAGCACAUGCAUUAGUAGCAUCAAGGGGGAGGAGCCCAAAGAGCCAUACUCAACCUUUACAACAGAUUCUUGCCAUUGUGGCCAGUAAACCCAUCAGCCUCUUCCAACAUGAAUAACCUAAUUAGAAAUAACUUUCAAUGGUAAAUAGUUGGGGGUGGGAUGGGGAGAAUGGGGAUAAAAGAGUCAAGAUUUCCUAUAGCACUGGAAUAAUUGGGCUCCUUUAUGGAGUUGCGGGGCAAUGAGGGUUAAGUGACUUGCCCAGGGUCACACAGCUAGUAAGUGUCAAAUGUCUGAGGUCAGAUUUGAACUCAGGUCUUCCUGAAUCCAGGGCCGGUGCUUUAUCCACUGUGCCAACUAGCUGUCCCCUUAAAAUAUUUUUUUAAAAGACACCUUUGAAACCUGCCUACUCUUUUACUAGGUCACUUCUUUUGGGUGCAGUCUUUGUAAAAAGAACAAUGGGUCAGAUAACUUAUCUGAUCAAUUACAAGGACAAUCUAACAUAUCUACCUUCCAUGGAACCUAUUGAUCCCCCAUAAGUAGAUGAGCCUAAGAGGUCUAGAGCCCAGCUGGAAAACUGUAAAUGAGGACAAAUUUGGAACAAUGGGCACAAAGUGUAGGAUUGCUAGAGGGGUGUAGCCAAAGCAAAAACAAAACAGAAGGAUAAAAACUGAAAAUGUACAAAUUUGUAAAUAUUUUCCCCCUAAUAUAAUGCAAGGUAACUUUUAGGCUUUCAGUGCGUUCUAGAAUGAAAAAUAACCUCUGUCUCAACAUUAGAAUUGCCAUUGUAAACUAUUUUUUAAGCAGUAGCUGAAAAUACUGAAUUUACACUAACCCAUUUCAUGAAUAAUGUGAACAUGUAACUGAAAAGUACAUACUGUGUGUCAGCUGUGUGGAAAUAUACUGCCAAAUAAAUACAAAA